Andrographis paniculata is the source of this 1410-nucleotide messenger RNA. Its product is annotated as type III polyketide synthase A. The transcript has 2 exons. Bases 11 to 1201 code for a protein of 396 amino acids. The record is from RefSeq and is a predicted model, not a curated record. Gene Ontology annotation, molecular function: acyltransferase activity, transferring groups other than amino-acyl groups. NCBI's taxonomy places the organism in Eukaryota, Viridiplantae, Streptophyta, Magnoliopsida, Lamiales, Acanthaceae. Gene Ontology annotation, biological process: polyketide biosynthetic process.
UGCAUCCACAAUGUCAUCCAACAAUAAUAACAACAACAAUGGCCGACAUGUGUCGCCGCCGCGCCGCCACCGCCUCCCAACUCCCGGAAAAGCCACCGUCCUCGCCAUUGCCAAGGCCCUCCCGAGCCAACUCGUCCCACAGGACUUGCUCGUCGAGGGCUUCCUCAAGGACACUAAUUGCCAAGACUCUGAUAUCAAGGAGAAACUCCAACGACUCUGCAAGACGACGACGGUGAAAACCCGGUACACGGUAAUGUCGAAGGAGAUCCUGGACCAAUACCCGGAGCUGGCGACGGAGGGCCUCCCGACGCUAAAGCAACGUCUGGAAAUAGCGAACCCGGCGGUGGUGGCGAUGGCGAAGCAAGCCAGCCUCGAAUGCAUCAAACAAUGGGGCCGCCCCGCCGCCGACAUCACCCACCUCGUCUACGUCUCCUCCAGCGAGAUCCGCCUCCCCGGCGGCGACCUCCACCUCGCGGCGGAGCUCGGCCUCCGCUGCGACGUCGGCCGCGUCAUGCUCUACUUCCUCGGCUGCUACGGCGGCGUCACCGGCCUCCGCGUCGCCAAGGACAUCGCCGAGAACAACCCCGGCAGCCGCGUCCUCCUCACGACCUCCGAGACCACCAUCCUCGGAUUCCGGCCGCCGAACAAGUCCCGCCCCUACGACCUCGUCGGCGCCGCCCUCUUCGGCGACGGCGCCGCCGCCGUCAUCGUCGGCAGCGACCCUAUCCCCGGCAGCGAGUCGCCGCCGUUCAUGGAGCUUAAUUACGCCGUCCAGCAGUUCCUCCCCGGCACCGGCGGCGUCAUCGACGGCCGCCUGUCGGAGGAGGGGAUUUACUUUAAGCUCGGCCGCGACCUGCCGCAGAAGAUUGAGGAUAACAUCGAUGGGUUCUGCAGGAAGCUGAUGGCGAAAGCUGGAGAUCCGGUUCAGUACAAUGAUAUGUUUUGGGCGGUCCACCCGGGCGGACCGGCGAUACUGAACCGGCUCGAGACGAAGCUGGGGUUGGAGAGCGGGAAGCUGGAGUGUAGCCGGCGCGCGCUGAUGGAUUUUGGGAAUGUGAGCAGCAAUACGAUCUUUUAUGUGAUGGAGUAUAUGAGGGAGGAGCUGGGGAGUAAGCGGCUCGAGGAAGCCGAGGAGUGGGGGCUCGGCUUGGCCUUUGGACCCGGUCUCACAUUUGAGGGCAUUCUGCUGCGAAGCCUGUGAAUUAAUUAAAUAAAUAAAUAAGUAAUAUGAUAUGACAUCGAUGAUGGAGAAAUUACAUAUAUAUAUAUAUAAUAUAUAUAAAUAUAGACACAAAUAUAUAUGUUAGGGUUUGUUUAACUGGCACGUUGAUAAAUGAUGAUGUCUAAGAAAAUGGUGUCGAUUAAGAAAUUAGUUUAUAUAAUUAAUUAUUACUUAAUUUUAUUACUUAA